AAUGGCAAUCGUACCUUCGAACAUCACAUGAAUCAGAACCCCAUGGCCGUCAAUCUCAGUUCCACCGCUUCUCUUCGCCCUGCACCUUCCUUUCUCCUCAGGAAAAACAAUUCCGUCCUCAAAUUCUACCCUUAUUCUUCAACCAGAACUCCUGCUCAGUCACAAGGGGCUGAGGCUGGAGUUACAGAGGAAGAUUCCCCGGCGGGACCUUUGUCCUCUGCCCGCUCACAGCUCGAUCUCUUGGAGCAACUUACAUCAACUAGCUCAUCAGUCAGUGGUUAUGAAAGUGAUGGCGGCUCUGGCAAACUUACUAUCCGUGAGCAGCUCGCACAGUUGGUAGGAGACAGAGAUGAUGAUUUCAGUAUUCCUUUGGGUAAAAACUUGAAGAAAGUGAGCGCCAGGUUCUUGACCAUUUCACAAAAGAGAAAUAUCAGGAGACAAGCUUACCUAAAUGAAGUUUCUCAAAGGAAUGAUUCGGUAUUCUUUGCCACUAUAGGAGCUUUUGUGAUUCUUCCUCCUCUUAUAAUACUAGGAAUUGCUGUGUUAACUGGUUAUGUACAGCUUUUUCCAUGAUAUGUGUUAUAUGAUAGAACGGCCACAUAAUAGAAUAUCUAAGAUAAUGACUUGUUUUCCUCU
This is a messenger RNA of Neltuma alba, 636 nucleotides long. RefSeq lists its product as uncharacterized. Gene Ontology annotation, cellular component: chloroplast. Bases 28 to 573 code for a protein of 181 amino acids. The transcript has 3 exons. The record is from RefSeq and is a predicted model, not a curated record. NCBI's taxonomy places the organism in Eukaryota, Viridiplantae, Streptophyta, Magnoliopsida, Fabales, Fabaceae.